Messenger RNA from Theileria orientalis strain Shintoku, 735 nucleotides. RefSeq lists its product as hypothetical. The coding region runs from base 1 to 735 and encodes 244 amino acids. NCBI's taxonomy places the organism in Eukaryota, Apicomplexa, Aconoidasida, Piroplasmida, Theileriidae. The record is from RefSeq and is a predicted model, not a curated record. The transcript has a single exon.
AUGAUGUACAUUUUCUUCUUAAUAUAUUUAUCAUUUAACUUUUUUCUGGUGGAAUCUCAUGGCCUCAUUUGCAGGCACAAAUAUGACAAAUCCGAAUACAAGAACCAUUUGUCUGAAUUUUUGCAAUCAUUUAACGAUAUUUACUACAAAACAAAAGAUAAACCGCAGCUUGAUUCCCUGGUUAGACUUUUUUUAAAAAGUAACUUGGAGAAUCCUGAAGAUUCCAACCCCGUUAACUUCACAGAAGACUCACAUAAUGAUAUUUCGUUUUCGAAAUCCGAGUUCGGAAGCGGGAAGCCUCACGAUAGCACGAUUGCGGAAUGCACAAUCUCCGAAGAUGGUAGCCACGCCAGCGUCAGCCAAAAGUUUUAUAUGCCGCUUAAGGACGCUGAAACUUUCGCCAAAAACUUCGAAAGGAACCUCAACAGACUCAAGACUGGGGGUCGCCCCUUCAAGGUGUUGAACUUGAGCAGUGAAUCUGAGUCUGAUGACUACAGCAACCUCCAGAACCUGAAGAUAAAGUGCACCCCGGUCUCAGGCACCGAGGUCAAGGAGAGCUGCAAGGCCUGCUUCUACUUCGAGGAAAUAGUCCACAAAAGGCACUUCAGGUUCGGACACAUAGUGGACUGUGCCGUUCUUGAGUGCAUGAACGGGUACGACAAGAAGCUGGACAACACAUCGAACGGGUACUACUUCAACGACUUCGGCAAAUUCCAUCCCAUAUGUAUGACAUAG